AUGGACAAAUAUGAACAAGUUCGAGUUGUUGGUCGUGGCGCAUUUGGUGUUUGUUGGUUGUGUCGAUCUCGAAAUUCUAGUUUUAAUCGAAAAGUUAUUGUGAAAUUAAUCAAUAUUCAUGGAUUAUCAGAAGCUGAAGAGAAUUCUAUUUCUGGUGAGGGUUUUUUCUUCGGAAAAAAAUGUAUAGUUUUGAGAAAAAUACUUGAAAGAUAGAUAUGAAAUUGUAUCUAGAAAAUCCAAAAUUAUAGAUUUUCGCUCCAAAUUCUCUAUUCCGAAAAGUAUAUCCGAAUUCUUGAAAGUAAUAUUCAUUUUUUCACAUAAAAAUAUAUGAAAUUGUAUCAAGCAAGCCUAUAAUUUUUUGGCAUUUUCUGAGAAUUAUUUUCAUCUAAAAAAUUUCUGAAAUUAAUUAUAGGUUAUAGCUUCAAAGAGAGAUUACUGUAACCAUAUAUCUUAAAUUUUCAGGUGAAGUGAAAUUGCUGCAAAAAGUGCAACAUCCAUUGAUAAUUGGAUAUUUCGACUCAUUUCGUUUCGAAAAUCAAUUGGCAAUUGGUUUGUUUUUUCUGUGUUUUUUUAGUUACUCAUUCAUUCGAGGAAAAAAUGAAUUCACAUGGGAUUGAGAAGAAAAAAAAACAUUCAGAGAAGAGAAAAUGAAAAAUUAGUUUAUCUAGGAAGGAAGGGAAAAACGAGUUGUGUUUAUAGUAAAUUGUAAAAUAAUCCCUUGGAGGGUCAAGCACGAAAAAAUAUAUAUAUUUGGGAAACAAAUUGGGAAGGGUUUCGUUUUAUGAAGAUUUUUUUGUUCAAAAAAUCAGAGGAUUGCUCAUAUUACACCUGAUAUCUAGCUACAGUAUUUUGAAUUGUCAUACUCUUGUCUCGCUCGCGCAGAAGCUGCUCGGGGUACUGUAUCGUCCUUUAAGUGAGCUACAGUUUUCUCGAACGGUUCUGGCGCAAGUGUAAAUCGAAACUCCCCGCGGUCGCAGAACGAGUGUAUGUUUCUUUAGAAUACUGUAGCUAACGAGUACUGUGUGAUCCUUAAUACUACAGUAAUCCAAAGGAACAUACACUUAUUUUCCUCUUGCCGCUUUGACGAAAUUUUAAUAUUUUUCAAAAAUGAGCACAAAUCUUGAAAGAAAAAAAAUGACCAAAAUUUUGAGAGACGUUUUUUUUGAAAAUAAAAUUGAAAUUGGAUUUGAAAUUGAAAUCCAUGUCACGUUUUGAUUUAUUUCUUUUCAUACGGUUUUUUUUCAUUUUCAAUUAAUUUCAGUUGACAAUUUGUCAAGAAACAAAGAAAUUGAAAAUCCUAAAAUUUGAAUAUUUUUAAUUAGAAAAACAAAAAAAAAACAAUAUUUUACAAGUUACAAGAACUUGAGGGAACCCUGGUUUUUAAAUCCAUGAGAAAAUACGUUUCAGAAAUUUGAUUUAUAUUCAGAUUUUGAAAUACUCUUGAUCAUAUGUAUCUUUUGUUAAACAGAAAAUUAAAAUAUUAAAAUCUCAUUCAAUAAAAACAGCCAUGUUCAAAUUUUCCUGGGCUUUUUAAGUUUUUAAGAUCACAUUUGAAAUUUUAAAAAGUCUGCCCAAAAACCUUUCUAAUAUUAGCAAUCUUUCUGAAUUCAAAAACCCCUCUAUUUUAUAAAACUCCAUUUUUCUAGUAAUGCAAUACGCGGAAGGUGGAACAAUGGAAAGAAUGAUACAAGAACAAAGACCAGAAAAAUUUGCCGAAAAAACAGUUCUCGAAUAUUUCACACAAAUUCUAAUUGCUCUAAAUCAUAUGCAUUCAAAACAAAUUGUUCAUCGAGAUUUGAAACCGCAAAAUAUUUUGAUGAAUCGAAGGAAAACUAUUGUGAAAUUGUCGGAUUUUGGAAUUUCGAAAGAAUUGAGCACAAAAAGUGCAGCAUCGACUGUAAUUGGAACACCGAAUUAUUUGAGUCCAGAGAUUUGCGAAGGAAGAUCUUAUAAUCAAAAAACGGAUAUGUGGUCAUUAGGUUGUGUAUUUUAUGAAUUAUUGGAAUUGAAGCGAGCAUUUGAUGGCGAAAAUUUGCCAUCGAUUGUUAUGAAAAUCACAAAAGGAACAAUGAAUACAAUGGGAGAACAUGUUUCGCCGGAAGUUCAAGAACUUGUUCAUCGAUUACUUCAAAUGAAUGAGAAGGCUAGACCAGAUGUUACAGGUUGGCAUUUUUCAACUCCAAAAAUUUGAUUCUUCCCGACAUCUGCUUUCUAACAUUAAAAAAAUUGAAAAAAAAUAAUGAAGAAAAUUUGAAACAGUGAAAUAUUUUUUAAAAAUUUUUUUCUGAAAAAAUUCGAAAACAUGUUUCUAAUUUUUUCACUGUUUCAAAGUUUUCACAAAAUUUUCAAUUAUUUUUUUUUGAUGUUUCUUGUUUCCGUUAAAUGGUUAUAGAAAAUUCUGAAUUAAACUUGAAACAGAAAAUUAAUUUACUUUUGAAAAUUGUAAAAAUAUUCUACAAAUUAUUCACUGUUUCAAAGUUUUCAGAAAGUUUCAAAAGAUUUUCAAUUUUUAUUCCUGUCACUUUAUCAAAAAACACAUAUUCCACAUAUUUUCCAAUCCACACAUAUUUUUUUCCAGAUCUCCUCGUGAAUCCAACAAUUCUUCCAUAUCUAAUCUCAAUUCAUUGCGAUCUCAGUCGUCUCGAUGCUCCGCCAUCCGAUAAACGAAAACCAUCUUCAUCAUUGAGUAGUCGACUUCGAACAACUCCAAAUACUUUGACAAUGCGAUCUCUUGCACUAUCAUCAACUUCAUCACAAACAUCAACAAUCGAAAAAUCAUCAUUUAUUGUUCGACAAAACGAUACAUCGAAAAAGAUCAUCCCGCCGAUUACUAUCACAAAAUAUUAA
Caenorhabditis angaria is the source of this 2847-nucleotide messenger RNA. The record is from the annotation of a GenBank genome assembly. Lineage: Eukaryota; Metazoa; Nematoda; Chromadorea; Rhabditida; Rhabditidae.